Pseudo-nitzschia multistriata is the source of this 2184-nucleotide messenger RNA. The record is from the annotation of a GenBank genome assembly. Lineage: Eukaryota; Bacillariophyta; Bacillariophyceae; Bacillariales; Bacillariaceae.
CCAGGGAUGCCGUGCAGUUGAAAAGUGUUCCAGCAUCCACGCAAGCAUUGUCCCAUUUCGAGAGACAAAAAGAAUCCGACGCCGAUUGCAAGCACAGCCUAUCCUCCGACGCAACGCAACGCAACGCAACACAACACGACACAACACAACACGACACAACACACGACAUAUCACACCACACCAAAACACACCGCACGCACUACACCGUUGCAGAUCGGCAUGGCGACACUCAAAGGCCUGGCUUCUUCCGCCGUGCUCCGCACGAUGAGCCACCACGCAACACGGCAAGGGCUCCGUCCGACGGGGAGGCGGCGCCUCGCCUCUCUUCCGCUGGCCAACGCCGGUGCAUGUGCACGUACACGUGCAAAUGCCUCUGCCAGAGCGGGUCUGCGGCAACCGGGCCGACGGGCACUCUCCCCGGCGCCGACGCUGCUGCCCGCGCUCGCCGCCCGUUCCGACGACCAAGGCGCAAGCGCGUUCUCCGGCCUGGCGCUCCUGCUGCUCGGGGCCGUGUCCGCAGCCACCGAUUGCGAGGCUGCUAGCGGGAGCGACAUUAACAGCGACAUUAACAUCGACGACGACAACGACGACGGCCCCGAAUACACCUCGGAAGACGUCCGAGCGAACGACGGGAUGGACGGCAGGCCCGUCUGGAUGACCUACGGAGGAAGGGUCUUCGACGUGACGUCCUUCGUUCGGAACCACCCCGGCGGAGACCGCAUCCUGCUGGCGGCCGGCGGGCCCAUCGAGCCCCACUGGCACCUCUACCGGCAGCACUUUGCCUCGGACCUGCCCAUGCGGCUGCUGGAGCCCCUGGCGAUCGGCACGCUGCGCGAGAGCGACCAGGACGAGGUCGACGCCAAGAUGGAAGAGAUCGCGGAGCGCGAGCGGGACCCCUACGAGCUGGAACCGGAGCGGAGGGGGAUCGUCACCGACAAGGACGGCGCGGAAGACAGAAUGAAGGUCCAUUCCGACCAGCCGAUGAACGCGGAGGUCCCGGAACGCCUGCUCACCAGGAGCUACMUGACGCCGUCCUACCUCUUCUACAUGAGGCACCACCACCCGGUUCCCUACCUCUCCGAGAAACAGAUCGAGAACUACCGCCUCGAGAUCGACCUCUCGGAGUACGGAAAGGGCGUGGUACGCCUCUCCCUCGACGAUCUCAAGUCCCUGCCCAAGGAGGAAAUCGUCGCGACCAUGCAGUGCAGCGGGAACCGACGGAGCGAGUACAACGUCUUUGAGAAAACGAGCGGGACCACCUGGGGGCAGGGGGCCAUCUCCACCGCCAAGUGGGGCGGGGUCCGCCUCGGCGAGCUCCUCAAGAACGCCGGGAUGGGAGACCCCGUGGAGGCCCGCGAGAAGGGCGGCAUCGAGCACGUCCGCUUCGGCGCCAUCGACGGGAUGAAGGUCUCGAUCGGCAUCGAAAAGGCCACCAACCCGUACGGGGACGUCAUGGUCUGCUACGAGAUGAACGACGAGGAGCUCCCCCGGGACCACGGGUACCCCAUCCGGCUCAUCGUUCCGGGCUACGCGGGGGUCCGGAGCCUCAAGUGGCUCAACAAGAUCUCCAUCUCCAGGGAGGAGGCCGAGGGCCCCUGGCAGCGCGGGCUCAACUACAAGGUCCUCCCCCCCAACGUCCACGACGCGAACGAGGUGGACGUCGGAGGCAUGCCGGCCUGCAACGAGCUCAGCGUCUCCUCGGGGAUCACCACGGUGGAACCCGUCGGCCUCGGGUCCGCCCCGCAGCCCGGGGACGUCGUCUCCGUCAGGGUGGCGGGCUGGGCCUUUGCCGGCGGCGGACGGAACAUCGUCCGGGUGGACGUCACCGGAGACGUGGCGAACCACGACUGGAGGGCCGCCGAGCUCGGGGAGGGCAGGGACCAGCGGUACGGCCGGGGCUGGGCCUGGACCUUCUGGGGGGCCGAGAUCCCGGCCCGGGUCCAGGCCGACGGCUCGGUACACAUCUUCUGCAAGGGGGUCGACAUGGCCUUCAACAGCCAGCCGGAGAGCGCGGCGGACCAGUGGAACGUCCGGGGCCUGAUGAACAACAGCUGGUACCACAGAACCAUUUUGUUCAACAAGCAAUGAAUUGGCCACCGCAAAUCGCAAUCGCAAUCGCAACCGCAACAGAAGUACCAACAACAGCGACACAAACACCAACAUAAAUAACCACAAAAAUUAUAG